Microthlaspi erraticum is the source of this 855-nucleotide messenger RNA. Lineage: Eukaryota; Viridiplantae; Streptophyta; Magnoliopsida; Brassicales; Brassicaceae. The record is from the annotation of a GenBank genome assembly.
AUGGCGAAAGAUGCCUUGACCUGGUUCUCUAACCUCCCCGCCGAGUCGAUCGAUAACUUCGACGACCUAACCAAUGCUUUUCUGAAGCAUUACUCCAUGCACAUGACCCGAAUCACUCGGAACAUGUUCACCACAACGCAAACCCAAGGCGAACCAUUGCGCAGCUUUAUGGAAAGGUUCAAACAAGCAGCUCGCGAUACUGGCGACAUGCCCGAUAGCGUCCCGCUGGAAGCACUCCGCAACGGCCUCUGGAAGACCAGCGCUUCUACGCCGAGAAGCAUGGAGAUAGGAGGACAACCUCAUUCGAAACCCAGGGAAGAACCCCCGGAGACGCGAAAGAGAUACAAUCCAAAAAGAUCACUCCUAACGGCGUUCGCAGCAGCCGACAAUGAGCCCGAGCAGGAACCGCAUCACAUCAAGAAACAGGCAACAAAUGUCGCGACGCCCGAUCUCGACGACUCUGACACGUUUUGCCGCCUCCACGGAACCGGCGACCACUCUACAAGAAACUGCCGACGCCUAACUCGCGAUCUCCUUCGGAGAUACCAGCACGGGGAACUACCACCGAUAAAAGGGGACCGCUCUCGUCAGAGACGAAAACCGGCACAACCCGUAAUCCCUGAGAACACACCGGAUGACAUAACGAACUACUCCGACGAAUCAGGGCAAGAGAUUAACAUGAUAAUGGGCAACCCCACCCAUCGCGAUUCCAUCUCGACAAUCACGGAGCAUGAAUACGCAGCGGUGGAGCACGAUCGCAACCCGACCCGCGAAGAAAUCCCCACUAUCAUCUUCACGGAUCAAGAUACGGCGACCCACUCGUGGUUAGCUUGCACAUCUGUGACUCCAGCGUAG